Molecule: messenger RNA, 630 nt
Organism: Cicer arietinum (chickpea)
Lineage: Eukaryota; Viridiplantae; Streptophyta; Magnoliopsida; Fabales; Fabaceae
Source: RefSeq, a predicted model, not a curated record
AUGGCUCUUUUAAGAAAUCAAUAUCUUCACAGGUCUAGAGAUAUCGUUGAGAUGAACUUGAUUGAAUGUCACCACCACUUUAGAAUGGAGGAACCAAAUGAAAUGAUAGUUCCUUACUUGGAGGAAGUUGGGUUUUUGACCGUUGUAAAAUUGGGAUCUUGUAACGUGGACCCAUCAUUGGUGAUCGCAAUGGUAGAACAUUGGAGAACAGAAACACACACAUUUCAUCUUCCAAUAGGAGAGUGUACAAUAACUCUUGAAGAUGUUGCAUUACAACUUGGUCUACCUAUCAACGGAAGACCAGUAACUGGAGGUGGCGCUUUAGAUUGGGAUGAAGAAUGCCAACAACUUUUGGGUGUCAUUCCUCCAAAAAAUCAAAUGGUGGGCCAAUUCGUCAAACUGAAAUGGUUAAAAGACACAUUUGCUCAUGUUCCGAAUAAUGCAGCAGCUGAGCAACUCUGCACCUACUACGGGACCCACGAUGUGGUGUUGCAGAAGAGCCAACUCAACCAUCACACCGACAAAGACGAGCCAUAUGCCCCAGUUGACGAAGAAAACUCACCUCCACGUCGUCCACGUUGUAUUCGUCGACCACCACGAUGUGGGACUGAACACCAUAUAGGAGAUUAA